GCAUCGGCAGCUCCCAACCUUCCCAGAAAACGGGAGGAUUUCAAACGGGAGGAAAGGCGCACAAGACCAAAGGGGCCGGCUGAGUCACGAAGAGGAAAAACAGGUUGCCCCGAGCAGGAAAGGGGCGGGCCGAGGCGGGGAGAGUUUAAAGCCCCGCCAAACUGGUCUUGGCGGCCGAGAUUUGGGAGCGCUUCGCCAUGGGUGGUUGGCUUCUCCUCCUCAUCGCGGGCAGCCUCUGGGCGAGCUCCUGCGGGGAAAGUAAGAGGCCGACGUGCGGUUAUCCGCCGCAACUUUGGUGCAGUUCCAAAGAGAUCGCCCGAGCCUGCCAGGUGGAGAAGCAUUGCACCAGUUUGAUCUCCAACACCCCGAAAGCCGACCCUGUCUCUGUCAGCCUCUACUAUGAAUCCCUCUGUCCUGGUUGCCGUCAGUUUCUUGUGCUGAUGCUCUUUCCCACUUGGUUGAUGCUAAACGAUAUCAUGAAUGUCACUUUGGUCCCCUACGGGAAUACAGAGGAGAAGAAAGAGGCUACAAAAUGGCACUUUGAAUGCCAGCAUGGCGAAGAGGAAUGCUUGGGGAACACGAUAGAGGCUUGUAUCAGCCACCUGUACCCGCUGUUCGAUUUUGGGCUCAUCUUCUGCAUGGAGUCAAGUGUAGAUGUUACCGCCAGCUUGCCACUGUGCCUGAAAUUGUAUGCUCCUAACGCCUCCCUAGCAGAAAUCAAUGCAUGUGUGAACGGAGACCUAGGUAACAAGCUUAUGCACAGGAAUGCUGAACUCACCAGGGCUCUGAAACCACCUCAUGAGUAUGUGCCAUGGAUUCUCAUCAAUGGGGAGCACUCUGAACAACUUCAAACUCAGGCGCAAGAGUCUCUCUUCAAUUUGGUUUGCAGCUUGUAUAAGGGAGAUCUGCCACCUGCCUGCCAGAGACCAAAGGAACUUUCGUUUCUUCCUUUUUCCCCAAAUCGCACUUCCUUGAGGAAGUCAGCACCCAACUUGUCCGAGGGAGAGGAGACAGUUUAUCAGUCUGCCCAAGGAAAAGCAAAGGAAACCUUUUAGGAUUUUAAUCCUACAUCUAUCAAAUUUCCCUGCUACAAGGUGGAGCUUGGAUCUGGAAUAUAGUGAAGUCAAGGAACUCUUUCAAGGAGGCAGAAGAAGAAAAAUCAGGGCCAGAUGUUUUGGGAAGAAGAGUGGCAUCUUGGUUUUCUUGGUGCUAUAUGAAUAAACCUCUGGAAAGGUAGUUUUUGUCACUCUUCAGCAAGAAUUACCUAUUUUAACCUCAUAAAAGUUGCUGAUUUUACCCUCAUUCCUACUUCCUAUUGAUUGUACCCCUCCCCCAAAUUGAAAUGUUGUCUUUAGAAAAAAAAAAUCAUGUCUUCUUACCAACAUCCAAUCCUGUUGGUGAUCUGAGAUACGGGAAGCUCCAUUGUAACCUGGAGAAGUGGGAGCAACGUCUUCCUAAGGACCAACCUUGACAUCAUCUCUGUUAAUAUUCCCGAAGAGUCUGUUUUGCUAAAUAAAGGUGCAUCAAGACAGCCAA
Molecule: messenger RNA, 1536 nt
Organism: Thamnophis elegans (Western terrestrial garter snake)
Lineage: Eukaryota; Metazoa; Chordata; Lepidosauria; Squamata; Natricidae
Gene: IFI30
Product: IFI30 lysosomal thiol reductase
Exons: 7
Coding region: 198-1055 (285 amino acids)
Cellular component (GO): lysosome
Molecular function (GO): oxidoreductase activity, acting on a sulfur group of donors, disulfide as acceptor
Source: RefSeq, a predicted model, not a curated record